Messenger RNA from Plasmodium coatneyi, 1533 nucleotides. RefSeq names its product tRNA-splicing ligase RtcB homolog. The transcript has a single exon. Gene Ontology annotation, molecular function: RNA ligase (ATP) activity. Lineage: Eukaryota; Apicomplexa; Aconoidasida; Haemosporida; Plasmodiidae. Bases 1 to 1533 code for a protein of 510 amino acids. Gene Ontology annotation, biological process: tRNA splicing, via endonucleolytic cleavage and ligation. The record is from RefSeq and is a predicted model, not a curated record. Gene Ontology annotation, cellular component: nucleus; tRNA-splicing ligase complex.
AUGCACGGGAGCAGAAGCGAACCCCCCCGUGGAGACAUCCGCAGGUAUAUUGAGAAGACGGGCGAAAAGAACCUCUACCGAAUCAAGAAGGGACUGGUGCCAAACAUGAACGUAGAGGGACACAUGUAUGUGAACGAUAAGUUGAAACAUCUGAUAGAUGAUGAAAUAGAGACGUACCAGCUGAAUAGAAACUCUACCUUCCUGCCAGCUGUUGUUCAAAUAGCAAAUGUGUCUACCCUACCAGGGAUCGUAAAGGCAUCUAUAGCGUUGCCAGAUGUACACGCAGGUUAUGGAUUUUCCAUAGGAAACGUAGCAGCAUUUGACAUGAGCAAUGAAAAGGCAAUUAUUUCUCCAGGGGGAGUAGGAUUUGACAUAAACUGUGGGGUAAGGUUAAUUAGAACAAACCUCUUCUACGAUGACAUAAAGGAUAAGCAGGAAGAAUUGACGCAGCUCCUUUUUAACAACAUUCCAGUUGGAGUAGGAUCACAGGGGUGUAUACUAUGCAAUCAGGAUAAGCUAGAUGAAGCCCUCUGCUUAGGAAUGGAUUGGUGUGUGAAGGAAGGAUACGCAUGGGUAGAGGAUAAGUUGAACUGCGAAGAUAAUGGAAGGAGUUUGUAUGCAGACAGUAACUACGUAUCUGUGAGAGCUAAAAAAAGAGGGAUAACACAAAUGGGGACUUUAGGAGCUGGAAACCACUACGCGGAAAUUCAAAUUGUCGACGAAAUUUACGACAAAAGGAGUGCCAAACUCAUGGGAAUAGAAAAAAAAAACCAAGUGUGCAUAAUGAUUCAUUCAGGAAGUAGAGGGUUGGGUCACCAAAUCGCUACAGAUGCACUUAUCGAAAUGGAGAAAAGCAUGACAAAGUAUAAACUAGACGUUAUUGAUAAGCAACUAGCUUGUACUCCUAUCCAUUCGAAGGAAGGAGAAAAUUACCUCAAAGCCAUGGGUUCUGCUUGUAAUUUUGCGUGGAUUAAUAGAUCUUCCAUGACCUUCUUAGCUAGACAAACUUUUGCAAAAAUUUUUAACCAAUCACCAGACGAUCUAGACAUGCAUGUCAUAUAUGACGUCUCACAUAACAUUGCCAAAAUGGAGGACCACCUCGUCGAUGGGAAGGAGAAAAAAUUGCUAGUUCAUAGGAAGGGGUCCACAAGAGCCUUUCCCCCCUUCCACCCUGCAGUCCCUUUAGAUUACCAAUACUGUGGACAACCCAUCCUGAUCGGAGGAACCAUGGGCACCUACUCCUACGUCCUAACUGGUACGGAUAAAGCUAUGGAGACCACUUUCGGGUCGACCUGUCAUGGGGCUGGCAGAGCAUUAAGCCGAAAUAAAAGCAGAAACACACUAAACUACGUGGACGUUUUGCAAAAAAUGAAAGAGGAAAAUAUUUCCAUUCGAGUUGCUUCGCCAAAGUUAAUUAUGGAGGAGGCCCCCGAGUCUUACAAAAACGUCUCCGAGGUGGUCAAUACGUGCCAUGACGCUGGCAUAUCGGCUAAGUGCUUUCGCCUGAAGCCGGUUGCCGUCAUAAAGGGGUAA